GGCACCUCCGUCGAAGCUAACCGAGCCGCUAACCUAGCUUUGCUCCAAACAAAUCACCUCGCGGGUUCUAGAUAGGUGGGUUAAAGACUAACGGGACGAGGCCAAGCACGGGUUUCUGAUUAGCAGCAGUUUUCCAGGUCGUGUCUAUGAGUGCUCUUGUCGUGUCUUGUCUCUGUGUGGAACAGUGAGAUGCUGCGUGAGGUAAACUGGCAGUGUUGGGUUCAGUGGCUAAGCUAGACGCCUGACCGGAGUCUCAGCGCUUCGUCGAUAAAGAGACGAAUAAACGAUGUCGAGUUAAUUUACCACCAACGCAGACCAACAGCAGCAUCACCUGACGUGCUCUCCGCAUCCUUUGAAGCGGAACUCCAACAUUUCUGUGACGUCAUGAGCUGGUCAUGGCCUCUUCUCCCUGCCCUGGUGCUGUCCUCUGUCCUCUCCUUGGUAACCGUGCAGACCGCACCAUGCCAGACCUGCCGGAAACUCACGGAAAACUUCAUCAAGGGCCUGGAGCGAACAGCCAAUAAAAACUUUGGUGGAGGGAACACGGCUUGGGAAGAAGAGAAGCUGGCCAAAUAUUCUCGCAGUGAGACACGUCUGUUGGAGAUUGUGGAGGCUGCGUGUGAGAAAUCUGAUUUUGAAUGCAACAAACUGCUGGAACAGAUAGAGGACCAGGUGGAGACCUGGUGGUUCCACAGGCAGCAGGAGGCUCCUGACUUGUUCGAGUGGUUGUGUAUUGAAGAACUCAGGCUGUGCUGCCCACCAGGUCGCUUCGGACCAGAAUGUGCAGAGUGUCCGCUGGGCCCUGGUGGGGUGUGUGGAGGUCUUGGCCGCUGUGAGGGAGAGGGAACACGUCUCGGAGAUGGAGAGUGUGUGUGUGACCCAGGAUACUCAGGCCCGCUCUGCCAGGAGUGCGCAGAUGGAUACUACAGGGAAAAGAACUCCAAUGGCACGCAGCCACCUUGCUCAGCCUGUUAUCACUCCUGCAAAAAGUGUUCCGGUCCACAGAACUACAAGUGUCUGGACUGCAAGCCGGGUUGGAUUCUUCAUGACAACAAGUGUGUGGAUAUAGAUGAGUGUGGUACUGAGCUGGCACGCUGUCCGUCCAACACUUACUGCUUCAACACUGACGGCUCAUACGAAUGCAGGGGUUGUGACCAGGCGUGUGUAGGCUGUAUGGGCAGUGGUCCUGCUCGCUGUAAGAAGUGUGCUCGAGGGUACAGACUGACUGGAGCCAAGUGUCUCGAUGUUGAUGAGUGUAAGGAAAAAGCAAUAGCAUGUCCCGGACUGAAUGAGGCCUGUUUUAAUGAAGAGGGAUCUUUCCGCUGUGAGUGUGCAGAAGGCUUCAUACGGAGAGACAGCAUCUGUGUGGAGAACCUUCCACCCUCUGGUCCAGAGAAAGGCUUAUUCGAUGACAUGACUGACGACGAGGUGCUGGUCCUUCAGCAGAUGUUUUUCGGUGUGGUGAUCUGCGCACUAGCUACACUAGCUGCUAAAGGAGACAUGGUAUUCACCGCUAUCUUUAUCGGGGGUGUGGCAGCCAUGGCGGGCUACUGGCUCUCGGAGAAGGGCGACCGCAUGCUGGAUGGCUUCCUGAAAGGGCGUUAAUCCACGAGCUGCUCAGGAACUCGAGAGCGUGGGAGUGACUACUGGACUGCAAGCCUAUCAGAAGACAGAAACUUGAAGAAGUGGGAGGUUGACAGGAGUGGCUAAAGGAGUGCAAGCCAAUCAGGGAUGUGGAAGAUGAACAGAGGAAGGGUGACGAUGGCAGUGCUACCGUGUCGAGGGCAUUGUAAGAGGGGGUUAUGCUAAUGGAUUGUACUAUGCUAAUUUAUAUGCUGUUUCCACAGUACAGUUUCUCUGCUGCUCACUGUAAGAGACUCUACUUAGGGAAUUUUUAAAUACAUUUGAGCCAGAUCAACAUAUUGAACAGCUGUUUAGACUGCACUGACGCUUGGCAGGUAAUAGAACAUGUUGCUGUAUGUUGGCUUAGGCGUGACCCUUGUCAGAACAUACAGCGGCGUAGCAUAAAGCUGAUCACUUCUACAGUUUUAGUUUAUGAUUAAAUGCUCAGAAUGAGAAUGUUGAGACCAUGUUCACUUUGUUUUAUUAUUUUAUCAUUUCUAACUUGAUUUAGACGUUUUGAGCAAACCUAGAGCACCGAUGAGUGAAUCUGAAGCUAUAGACAGAGCGAUCCAUAGAAAGCUUGACCCAGCGAAGACGAGUAUGUAUGAAUUUUCAUAAUGAAGAGUUCUGUGCAAAAGUCAGAUCACCUUUCAUUUGUUACAUUUCCAGUCAAAUCUCUGGACAUUAAGUACAAGUUCUUUAUUUUCAAGAGAUAGUCCACUUGCAUAGAGAAAAAAAGGAGUUUCCAAAAUUGAUUAAAAGAAAAUAGAGAAAAUGGGGCUCCUAACAACUGUGCCCCCAGUCUGGUAGAUCACCAAAACGGCUACCGUCAGAUAUACAGCACUGAAAGCUUUCAUCUUUGAGAAAAAGAAGAUUUUGAAAAAAAAUUCACAGGUGUUUCUGUCCAUCCGUCCACUGUGGGAAGAAAACUGAACACAGAGUUGAAAGACUGUAGCUGUAAAAAACAUUACUGAGAAAAGUAAACAGCCACAUGAAGAGAAAAGUUGUGAAUUGAACAAAGACGCUGAUGGUGUGAAGGCAAAGGGAGGACAAACUCAACACUGAAAAUUCUAAUACUAUAUUUAGUUGUGGCUUCUGUGUCAUUUUCUGUUCUGUAUGUUUUCUGGUAACAGAUACGUUUUCUGACUUUAGCACAGCACUCGCACUCUGUCUGUUGGGAAGAAUUGGUUCAUUUGUAGUUUACUGAGCAGCAAGAAAUGGAACUGUAACCAGUAGUAUUCUUACUUACAGACUCUUUCUAGAGAAACAAUGCAUUUAUGCAAGGUGACCUUACAUUGCACUUCAUUUAUUGUUGCUUAGAUCUGCUGUUUUUUUUUUUAAUCCAAUGUUAAUGUCUAUUUAUGUAUUAUUUAAGCAGAUCAUCAUUUUCUGCUGUUAAUGAUUCAUUCAGGUAUAAAAGUGUAUUUAUACGUUCUUAGUUUCAAAAGCUUUCAGUAGAAGCUCAAAUGCUGGUAUCACUGGAGAUCGAAAGAGCCUCUUUUAAAUUCCUGCUGCACCCUCUAAUAUGAAUACUAGUGGAAGGCCUUUGCGUGAAGGAAUAUUCCAGCAUUUUUCAGCCCAACCUCCAUUUGCAUACUGGACGGACGAUCACCAUGGACAAUUCUCCCAUGAUUCUCAUUGAUUUCCAUUAUAAUUUUGUUAAAAGUUCAUCAGGUUGUCCAUUUCUUUUCUAAGUUCAGGGAAACGUGUCAAGUGGCUGUGGUGCCUGACUGUAUGAUAUGGAUGCAGCAGAUGGAGUUUAGGUUGAAAAUGCUAGUUCCCUUUUAUGUCCUACUGAUCCAACUACAAACCAUGGAGAAACUUCCAGUUUUAGUUCUCUGAAUCUGCAUAUUUAUUCAUUUGUAUGAUGGUAUAACCUGCAUGAGCUUUUUAUCCAUACUUAGUUCAUAAAAGAACCCUCAAAAUGAUCAGCCACCAAGACAGAGGGGUGAAAAAAACAAUGUUGCGUGGAGGCACGAGUUGGCGAGCUAAUUUCAAGUCAAAAGAAGUCAUUUGAAGUAGCUUGGCAACCCAUAUAUUCAUCUUCAUAGUCUACCUCCCAGUAUGUUUUACAUUUUUAAAUCUGCCACCUGAAAAAUAAUGAUAGAUUGUACUGACUUAUCCACUCUAUGAUAAAGCAGUGGAGAGAUUAUUUAAUUAAAGCCUAUUUAAGUGA
Messenger RNA from Pygocentrus nattereri (red-bellied piranha), 3799 nucleotides. RefSeq names its product protein disulfide isomerase Creld1 (gene creld1b). Gene Ontology annotation, molecular function: calcium ion binding. Lineage: Eukaryota; Metazoa; Chordata; Actinopteri; Characiformes; Serrasalmidae. The coding region runs from base 385 to 1605 and encodes 406 amino acids. The transcript has 11 exons. The record is from RefSeq and is a predicted model, not a curated record.